CGACAGAUCAGAAAGUAACGACGUUACUUAGGUCACUAUAUUUUCAUGACCUUGUUGUCGUUUUUUUGCCUAUGAACUUUCCUACGAAUACACUCACAUUGCUGCAGUAGUAGGCUAUACAAAUACCAUUUCUGGCUUGGACACAGAGCUGUGCAUGCGGACGAUAUAACAGGUGAUUGCGCGCCCUCCCUUCACCCUCUGGCCCAUCGACGUUCGCCAUGGAAGCCACCGGAAAGUUUGACUUCACGGCCACGGCGGAGGACGAGCUCAGCUUCCGCAAGGGAGACGUCCUUAAGAUUUUGGGGACCAAUGAUGACUGGUUCAAGGCAGAGCUGCAUGGACACGAGGGUUUUGUCCCUAGGAACUACAUCAAUGUGCGAUUCCCCAGCUGGUACCAGGAGAACGCCAGCAGGAACUUGGCGGAGGAGAGCCUGAAGUCACGGGAGCUGGGCGCCUUCCUGAUCCGCGGGAGCCAGAGCUCGCCCGGAGACUUCUCCAUCUCCGUCCGGCACGAGUCGGACGUGCAGCACUUUAAGGUGAUGAAGGACGGGAAGGGGCUGUACUACCUGUGGCCGGAGGAGCGCUUCGGCUCCCUGAACAAGCUGGUGGAGUACUACAAAGGCAACUCGGUGUCCAAGCAGAGGCAGAUCUUCCUCAGCGACGGAGAGCCGCAGCCAGGCCAGGUGGAGAAGCAGACCAGCCCCGCGCCCGUUCCCCUUCGGCCGGCCGAGGCGGGGGCACACGCACAGAGGCCGGUCACGCAGGUUCGAGCGCUGUAUGACUUCAGCGCUGAGGAGGCGGACGAGCUGGCCUUCAACGCGGGGGAUGUGAUCGAGGUUCUGGACCGUUCGGACCCGUCCUGGUGGAACGGCCGGCUGAGGGGCAGAACCGGCCUGUUCCCUUGCAACUACAUCACUCCUCUCUGACCCGGUCUCUGGCUGGGGGGAGCGCCGCAAGUCCUGGGGCCUUCUGAGGAGCAGAUGACUGAACAUGACUUAUCCUCCUGCAGUCACACACAGAGAUCUCAGACUUACCCUCCUGCAAUCACAUUCAGAGAUCUCAGACUUACCCUCCUGCAAUCACACACCGAGAUCUCAGACUUAUCCUCCUGCAAUCACACACAAAGAUAUGAGCAGACUUGCUGGGUGUCUGAUAAUGUCACAUAUUUCAUUUUCAAGUGUUGGCGUAAGAUUUUUAUUUGUUUUUUAUUGUUUAUUGUUCGCUUAGAGCCCAGAUUCAGUUUCGAUGUGCUGUCCCUCUGCCCUUAACUCUGAGUAGGCAUAAUUUAUGUGAGCCAGUUUUACUUAAAAAAAAAAAAUGCUUGCACAGUAUUAUACAAUAUUUUUCUGGGUCAUGAUUUCUUUUUUUAAAUGGCGGCUUCCGUAAAUGUGUUUGGCAGAGUUGAGAGCAGUGCAUCAUUGUGGUAAGACUAUAUGUGAGCCACAGCCUUCACGUGUAUUCUUUUCCUGUGACAGUUGAGUGCCAUGCUAGAUUACACUGUGGAAGUACUGCGCCCAGUCCUGUCCGAUCACACGCGUGCAGUGUGCAGACUCGUCGAACAAGCACAGCAGGAACACACACAGGCAGCACAGGGAUGACAGAGCGCUCACUGACAGACACAUAUGUUCAAAUGUCCUUUUUAAUAUUUCAAACCUCUGGAAGACACAGGCUGGCUUGUCUUCAUUAAUAUUGUAUUAACAAUUCAUAUUGCAGCAAACUGCACAGAGGGCCACGUGGCCCCCGUCAUGUGCUUUUCGCCCUAUAAAGCAUGCCUGACACAUGACCAGUUCUGUUUCCUGCUUAGGGGUCUGUCAUAGAACGAAGGCCAUGUAGAGCAGUGUGGCAUCGAAAUAAAUUAUUUAAUUAUUUAAUUUUGUAUUACCUAUUAAAAAUGACCUAACCCGAUUUAAAUGUAGCCUGAUAUAUAGGCUCAUGAUAUGCAGUAAGACUCAAAACAGCUGCAUAUACACUCAGUGAGCACUUUAUUAGGUAUUUGUUAGACUCCUUUUUUAGACUUAUUAAGUCUUCUGCUGCUGUAUGCACUUAGAGAUUUGACACGUUGUGUGUUGAGAGAUGCUCUUCUGCAUAACACUGUUGUAAUGUGUGCUUAUUUAAGUUACUGUCACCUUCCUGUCAGCUUUAACUAGUCUGGCCCUUCUCCUCUGACCUCUCUCAUUAACAAUGCAUUUCUGCCUGCAGAACUGCUACUCACUGGAUGUUUUUUGUUUUUUGCACUUUUCUCUGCAAACUCUAGCAGCAGAUCAGCAGUUUCUGAGAUACUCAAUCCACCCUGUCUGGCACCAGCAAUCAUUCCAUGGUCAAAGUCACUUAGGUUACAUUUCUUCCCCAAUCUGAUGUUUGGUCUGAAAAACAGCUGAACCUCUUGACCACGUCUGCAUGCUUUUGUGUAUUUAGUUGCUGUCACACGAUUGGCUGAUUAACUAUUUGCAUUAACAAGCUGGUGUAUAGGUCUACCUAAUAAAGUGAUCACUGAGUGCAUACUAUAACUAGAGCAGAGCAGGUAAUAUACUGAGUGGUUGAAAUGCCAGUGGAAGGUGAAUUAUGUGCAGAAGGUUGUUCUGAACCCUUCCCUUCCUGAAGAUUGGAGACCGCUGAAACAUUAACCAUCCGGACAAAAUAAAUGCCAGUAGCAGUUGGUUUGAAAUUAUCUUCAGAGUGAUUUACCCAUGCGGCAGCUGUUCUACAACAGCCUGAGAUCUGGGGUCUCUGUUAAAAUGGUCUUUUAUAUUAUUUUCAAAAUUAUGUCAGUUCAUUACAGCCUAUGAUAAUGUUUUAAUGGAUUAAUUCUCUAUUAAUUAUUAUGUAAAAUGCAUUCAGAAGUGACAGUCCAUUCAUGAUUUACUCAUAUUUUAUGAGUAAUUCAUAUUUUAUUUUGUAUGAAAUGUAAGUUUUAAAAUACAUGAUAUUUUAAAUCUAA
Conger conger (European conger) is the source of this 2938-nucleotide messenger RNA. Its product is annotated as GRB2-related adaptor protein 2-like. NCBI's taxonomy places the organism in Eukaryota, Metazoa, Chordata, Actinopteri, Anguilliformes, Congridae. Gene Ontology annotation, molecular function: protein binding. The coding region runs from base 219 to 926 and encodes 235 amino acids. The transcript is spliced from 7 exons. The record is from RefSeq and is a predicted model, not a curated record.